CGACAGGAAGCAUCCGCCUAAGCAAUAAACACACAGAAUGAGCAGCCUUACAAUAACUCACGAAGAUCCCUUCGAACAGUACUACUUUAAAGAGGAAGAGCAGCAGAUUUGUGGUCGACCCGUAAGUCCUAUUACCAAGAACUAUGACGAGAACUAUCCGAGUGUUGUGGACCGUUUCUUUACACGCUAUUACUAUCUCAAAACAAGUGGCGGCAAGCAGGCACCCUUUCAAGUUCUGUACCACUCGAAUCGCAUCUGCCUGAUAUGCCUGGCUCCUUCACAUCCGGCCUUUGCUGAAGGCAUUGCCUCCGUUAAUUUUGAUGUGGGAAAUGUGGAUCGCAGCCAGAACGUGGUCAAGGGUAAGGCUAAGAGGGGUGGCAUGGUCUUGCAGGCGGAUUCCACGUUGGCGCUGCUCACAACAGAAAAAGGCAAUGUCUACAAGAUUCCCAGCUGUAUACGAGGCAAGCUGGUGGAGGUACACACGGAACUAAUCGCACAACCCAAACUAUUGGAACAGGCAGAGGAAGGCGCAGGAUAUUUUGCCAUCUUGCUGCCGAAAAUUGAGAACUGUGAUGACAUUAAGGCGAGUCUGAUGACACAUGCAGAUUACGAAAAAUAUGUGCAAGAGACUAGCAAUAUUGCAGUAGACGAGGCAGCGGUUGCUACGUGAAAUUAGCAUUUUUUAUUACAAAACUUUCAAAUAAAUUUAACUGCAAUGUGAGUUAUGAA
Messenger RNA from Scaptodrosophila lebanonensis, 729 nucleotides. RefSeq names its product protein Abitram. The record is from RefSeq and is a predicted model, not a curated record. The coding region runs from base 38 to 670 and encodes 210 amino acids. Gene Ontology annotation, cellular component: dendrite; lamellipodium; nucleus. NCBI's taxonomy places the organism in Eukaryota, Metazoa, Arthropoda, Insecta, Diptera, Drosophilidae. Gene Ontology annotation, molecular function: actin filament binding; actin monomer binding. Gene Ontology annotation, biological process: dendrite morphogenesis; regulation of actin filament polymerization; regulation of filopodium assembly. The transcript has a single exon.